CCAGCGAGCACAUCUGCAGCAAUGGAGCAAGAACGGGACACGUACUACCUGGAACAGGUCGCCAUACCUGAAGGAUCAGAUGACGGUUACCAGUACGAGGAGAUUCCUAUAGAUGAUGAUUUUAGCCUUCCGGAGCUGGAUGAAGACUUUCUGAGGGUGGAGCAGGCAGCUCAAGAACAGUCCGAAGACACCCGCUCUCAAACAUCUCCACUCAUUGCACCAAGACCCAUCUCCCAGAGACCUGAAGUGGUGGACGAUUUCCUUCGCAAUUUCCUGAUUAAAAUGGGGAUGAUGAAAACGCUGGAAUGCUUUCAGACAGAAUGGUAUGAAAUGAUGCAGAAAGGCCUCCUGCAGCCAGAAGCUGCUGGCCUGGUCCCAGAUGUUUAUGCUCAGAACCAGCUGUUGGAUGCGGAAAUCAGGAGUUCAAAGAAAGAAGUGGAGACAUUCAAAACAGCAGCAAGGAAAGCAAAAGAAUCCAUUUUAAAACUGCAGAAAGAACGUGACUUCCAUAGGAUGCAUCACAAGCGAGUCGCUCAGGAAAAGAACAAAAUCAUUAACGAUAUGAAAAAGUUAAAGGAGCAUUAUGCAUCAUAUGAGUCAAAGCUGAGGCAGCUUCACGAGAAAUACCAAACGGUCCUGAGACAGAAGAUGCUGACCAGCCUGGAGAGAGAUCGAGCCGUCGGAGAGGUGACUGGCCUGUACGCUACCUUAAAAAAUGUGGAUUCCGGACACAAAGUGGAGAAUGCUGCAAAGAAAGAAGAUGCUAAAAAUAAAAAGGGAUGCGGCCCAACCCAAAAGGCCAUUCAGGAGGCUCGAGAGAAGGAGCUUCUACAAGAAGGAGUAGCUCCUUAUAACCCAGACAAGGAUCCAAACAAACAGGUCGGAAAGAGACACCCAAAGGAUUCUGAGUUUCCCACGGACAGCAGAGUGAACCCUCGCCUGGCACAGUUAAAAGGAAAGGGCAACCAGCUCCUGAAAACCGGAUACUCUCAGAGCAGCAUAAUUAAAGCCCACGAGCUGGCCGUCAGCUGUGUGGCCUUGCAUCCACGCAAAGAUGUUCUUGUAACCACCAGCGAUGAUCGUCUGUGGAAGAUGUGGUCUAUUGCUAAUGGAAACGUUAUCAUGACUGGCGAAGGACAUACAGACUGGCUCUCUGGUUGCUCCUUCCACCCAACAGGCAACAAGCUAGCAACCACAUCUGGUGACACAACAGUUCGAAUUUGGGAUUUUGCAAAGUCCGAAUGCGUCCUGACGUUGGAAGGGCACACACAUGCAGUUUGGGGCUGUUCAUGGCACACGUGCGGGGAUUUCCUGGCCUCCUGUUCCUUGGAUAACAACAGCAAAAUAUGGGAUAUCAACAGUGAGAGAUGCAGAUAUACCAUGCGUGGCCAUGUGGAUUCUGUGAACAGCAUUGAAUUCCUGCCAUAUUCCAACAUCAUCCUGACCAGUUCUGCAGACAAGACCCUCUCUCUCUGGGACGCUAGAAUGGGAAUGUGUGCCCAGACCUUCUAUGGACAUCUUUACUCCUGCAAUCACGCCACCUUCAACAUUAGGGGUGACACCAUUGCGUCUUGUGACUCAUAUGGAGUGCUGAAGCUUUGGGAUGUUCGGAAAGUGGCAGCAAUGUUAACGAUCGAUUUAGGCCCAUACCCAGGAAACCAAGUGGCCUUUAACCCCUAUGGUCAGUUGGUAUCCAUGGCCAGCAAUGAUGGGACAGUCAAAAUACUGGCUCUAACGUCUGGGCAACUGGCCAGCAUAGAAGGCCACGAAGAAGCUGCUCAAUGUGUCCUCUUUAACCACAAAGGCGACUACCUAAUCUCUGGUGGAUCUGAUGGAACUGUGCGGCUUUGGACCUAGAAGACCAUCACUGUUUAACUAUUGCCUUUAAAAUUGGAAUAGAGAACUAUGGUGAUGGAUAUAAAAUCAGAACACGGAAUGAAGCAUUUCAAGCAUUUAAUAAAACAUUUUGUUAAUGGUUGUUAA
Spea bombifrons (plains spadefoot toad) is the source of this 1983-nucleotide messenger RNA. It is a transcript of the gene SPAG16, whose product is annotated as sperm associated antigen 16. The transcript is spliced from 16 exons. Gene Ontology annotation, molecular function: protein binding. Lineage: Eukaryota; Metazoa; Chordata; Amphibia; Anura; Pelobatidae. The record is from RefSeq and is a predicted model, not a curated record. Bases 22 to 1857 code for a protein of 611 amino acids. Gene Ontology annotation, biological process: axoneme assembly. Gene Ontology annotation, cellular component: axonemal central apparatus.